Messenger RNA from Tarenaya hassleriana, 1580 nucleotides. RefSeq names its product isocitrate dehydrogenase [NAD] catalytic subunit 5, mitochondrial-like. The coding region runs from base 113 to 1231 and encodes 372 amino acids. Gene Ontology annotation, molecular function: magnesium ion binding; isocitrate dehydrogenase (NAD+) activity; NAD binding. Gene Ontology annotation, cellular component: mitochondrion. Gene Ontology annotation, biological process: isocitrate metabolic process; tricarboxylic acid cycle. The record is from RefSeq and is a predicted model, not a curated record. The transcript is spliced from 7 exons. Lineage: Eukaryota; Viridiplantae; Streptophyta; Magnoliopsida; Brassicales; Cleomaceae.
UACGUAAAAAGAAAUGCUGUAUUAAACGACAACUUUUUGGCCCGACGCAGAACACACCCUCUCUCCCUCUUCUCGCGAGAAAAAUUGCCGCGUCGUUCUGAGGCUCGAAGCGAUGACCAUGGCAGCGCAGCUCGCGAGACGGCUGAUCGGAAGCCGAUCGACCCAGAUCCCUGGAACUGUCAACCCUAGCUCCGGUACGCUAACGUCGUUCGCUAGGGCCUUUUCUUCUUCUUCGAUCACCGCAACUCUCUUCCCCGGCGACGGGAUCGGUCCCGAGAUCGCCGAAUCCGUCAAACAGGUGUUUAACACCGCUGGGGUGCCCAUUGAAUGGGAAGAACACUGCGUUGGGACCGAAAUAGAUCCUAGAACGCAGAGCUUUUUGACAUGGGAAAGUCUUGAAUCUGUCCGGAGAAAUAAGGUUGGCUUGAAAGGGCCAAUGGCAACACCCAUCGGGAAGGGCCAUCGUUCUUUGAACUUGACUCUUAGAAAAGAGCUGAACUUGUAUGCCAAUGUUAGGCCUUGUUACAGUCUUCCUGGCUACAAAACCCGGUAUGAUAAUGUUGAUCUUAUAACCAUCCGUGAAAACACUGAAGGAGAGUACAGUGGGCUCGAACAUCAGGUUGUUAGAGGAGUUGUGGAAAGUCUUAAAAUCAUUACUCGUCAGGCAAGUUUGAGAGUCGCUGAGUAUGCCUUUCACUAUGCCAAGACUCAUGGAAGAGAGAGAGUAUCCGCAAUUCACAAAGCCAAUAUCAUGCAGAAAACCGAUGGUCUAUUUCUCAAGUGCUGUCGUGAAGUUGCGGAGAAGUAUCCUGCGAUUGUAUACGAGGAGGUUGUUAUUGACAACUGCUGUAUGAUGCUUGUGAAAAACCCGGCACUUUUUGAUGUCUUGGUGAUGCCAAACCUCUAUGGUGACAUUAUCAGUGAUUUGUGUGCUGGACUGGUCGGGGGACUGGGGUUGACUCCAAGUUGCAAUAUCGGGGAGGGUGGUAUUUGCCUAGCUGAAGCUGUCCACGGUUCUGCCCCUGAUAUCGCCGGAAAGAAUCUGGCGAACCCGACCGCUCUGCUUCUGAGCGGGGUGAUGAUGCUUCGCCAUCUACAGCUCAAUGAGCAAGCCGAGCGCAUCCACAGCGCCAUCAUCAACACCAUUGCCGAGGGCAAGUUCAGGACGGCCGAUCUCGGCGGAACCUCAACCACGACAGAGUUCACUAACGCCAUUUGCCAUCAUCUUUGAAACCUUCCCCGUAAAAGAUCGAUUCUUUCCGUUCUACACAUUUGCUCCGGAGUCUCUUCCUGGAGUGGAGGAUUUAGUCUUUCAUUCUUGAUGGGUUUUUUCUCCUCACUCGAGUUUUUCGUUUUUUUCCCCCCUCCUCUUGUUAAGGAGAAACAUAACUGGUUGGUAUCGGCUUUGUUAUUGAUAUGUCUCAAAGUGUGUUAAUGUCUUUCCCGUAAGGCAAGAGAGAUCCAUCAUCGCCAUGUAAUUCGGUAGUUUUUCUUUGUUUUUACUGCGAUUCUUGUUUAUUUCUCCAAAAUAAAACAUAACAUACUCACAGGUAAUAAUACUGUUGUAAUUUUACAGUGAC